AUGUGUUUUAUAUAUGAAAAAAAAUAGAUAAAAAUAAAUCCAUCAAACGUGGUUGGAUCAUCAACAAUCGAUCCAUUCGUUUCAAGUGAUCUUUGUUUAUUUGUGUUUGUGUGUGUGUACAUCGGAAAGUGAUCACGUUUUUUUCUCUCUUUUCCUUUCAAAUGAUUGAAUAAUGUGCGGCAUAUUGUUCGUGAUCAAUGAAGGUUCUGAUCUAGAUCCAAAUAUAUUUAAUCGAUCAAAUAUACGCCGAUUUCUUCAACGUCGUGGUCCGGAUCAACAUCAAUCAUUUGAUUUUAUUCAUGAUCUGUUUCAAUUUCAUUUAGAAAGUUCCGUAUUGCAUUUACGUGGUCAAAGUAAUUCAGGUCGACAACCAUAUUGUGAUGAUAGUAAUAAUAAUAAUGAGAAUUAUAACGGUAAUUCGUCAUGUUUACAAUGGAAUGGCCAAAUAUUUCGUUUAAUUGAUGAUAAUAAUCAAUUCAAAACUAUUGAUGAUUCAAUAUCAGAUACGGAAGUAUUAUUUUCUAUGUUAACUAAAUUCAAUAAAAAUGUUGAUAAUGUUGUUCUGGAAACACUUUCAUCUAUUCAUGGUCCAUGGUCAAUGACUUUUUGGAAUCAAACAACCGAACAAUUAUGGGUGGCACGUGAUCCAGUUGGUAGACGUUCAUUAUGUUGGAAUAAAAAUCUGCGAGAUAAAUUUUUAAUAAUUACAUCGAUUGCUCAACUAUUCAAUAACGAUAAUGAUCUCAAUGCAAAUCAUUCCAUAUGGAAUACAUUGAACUUUGAAGAAAUUCCAUCUGAUCGAAUUUUUUGUUUUAAAAUAAGUAAAAACAAGUCAUUGGAACAAAUCUGGCAAGAUGUACGACAAUUUUAUUGGCCAAAAACUUUGGCUGGUUUCGACAUUAAUAUUGAUGGUCAUCAUCAUUACAUUCAUCGUAUGCCAAUUAUAUCGAUGUUAAAUACGGAAAUUCCUUCAGAAAGUAUUGAUCAAUUAUUGAAAUCAUCAAACCUGUUCAAUGAUGAAGGAUUUGUUAUCGAUAUGAAAAUAUGUGAUGAAUUUCAUCGUGUUCUAUCCGAAUCGAUAAAAACACGAUGUAGAAAUCAUCAAAAUCGUUGUAAAGAAUGUAUGCUACAUUCUAAUGAAAAUACUGAUUGUACACAUUCAACAUUAGCCAUUCUAUUUUCCGGUGGUUUAGAUUCAACUGUAUUGGCACGAAUAGCCGAUCAAUUUGUUGAACCUGAAAUACGACCUAUUGAUCUAUUAAAUGUAGCAUUUGAUCCUAAAGCAUCGGAUCGUAAAACUGGAAUCGAUGCCUGGAAUGAACUUUGUCAAUUAUGUCCUAAAAGACAAUGGAAUUUUGUUCAAAUUGAUAUCGAUCAUCAUGAAUUAGAAUUAUAUCGUAAAGAACAUAUACAUCAUUUGAUCGAUCCAAAUUGGACGGUCUUGGAUGAUUCAAUUGGUUCGGCAAUCUGGUUCGCUACACGUGGUCAAGGCAUUCUAUUAUCUAAUCCAAAUGAAAAGAAACAUGUAGAGUAUAAAAGUCCAGCACGUGUUGUCCUAUUGGGAAUGGGAUCCGAUGAACAACUUGGUGGCUAUUCACGGCAUCGUCAAGCAUUUCAAAAAGGAAACUGGACAUCAUUAUUACAUGAGAUACGUGUUGAUAUUGAAAGGAUUUCUGGCCGUAAUCUUGGCCGUGAUGAUCGUAUUACUGCUGAUCAUUCAAUUGAAGCAAGAUUUCCAUAUCUCGAUGAAUUAGUCAUGAAUUUUCUCAAUCCAUUACCAAUAUGGCAAAAAUGUAAUCUAUAUUUGGAACGUGGUCAUGGCGAAAAAUGGCUAUUACGAAAAGUUGCCCAAAAUUUAGGCUUACAAAAAUCGUGUCAAAAUCUAAAACGUGCCAUACAAUUUGGAUCAAAAAUAACAUCACAUCAGAAUGCUGGUUUAAAAGGUCAUAAUUCAUAUCAAAAAUAGAUUUUUUUUUAUUUGUUUUUUGUCCAGAAUAAUAUUUUCAUUCAUAUGAUUGUUGAUUUGUAUUUUUAUCAUCAUCAUCAUUAACUUUUUUAUAAUCAAUAGCAUUUCGUCUUUCCAAAUUUUCGUUAGAUAAAUUGAUAUCUCGAUUCUUCAA
Messenger RNA from Dermatophagoides farinae (American house dust mite), 2120 nucleotides. RefSeq lists its product as uncharacterized. NCBI's taxonomy places the organism in Eukaryota, Metazoa, Arthropoda, Arachnida, Sarcoptiformes, Pyroglyphidae. The record is from RefSeq and is a predicted model, not a curated record. Gene Ontology annotation, molecular function: asparagine synthase (glutamine-hydrolyzing) activity.